Aedes albopictus (Asian tiger mosquito) is the source of this 1029-nucleotide messenger RNA. It is a transcript of the gene Rrp4, whose product is annotated as exosome complex component RRP4. The coding region runs from base 102 to 986 and encodes 294 amino acids. NCBI's taxonomy places the organism in Eukaryota, Metazoa, Arthropoda, Insecta, Diptera, Culicidae. The transcript has 3 exons. Gene Ontology annotation, biological process: TRAMP-dependent tRNA surveillance pathway; nuclear polyadenylation-dependent rRNA catabolic process; CUT catabolic process. Gene Ontology annotation, cellular component: nuclear exosome (RNase complex); cytoplasmic exosome (RNase complex). The record is from RefSeq and is a predicted model, not a curated record. Gene Ontology annotation, molecular function: RNA binding.
GCUUGUUUUGUUUACCAAAACGACGACGGUAUUCAGCGUAGUCGGACCGUUUUGUACAAAUUAAUAUUUUAUCGGUGAUAAUCCAGCAAAAGUGACCGCAAAUGGCAUCGAACGUAAUGAUUCGGUUAGCCUCUGACCGGGCCAAUCUGUCGCUGAUGUCCGGCGACAGUAAUCCGCGUCUUUUCACUCCCGGAGAGGUCAUCACAUCGCAGCAAGGUUUCAUGCGUGGCCACGGCACCUACAUGGAGGAUGAGGACAUUAAAUCCUCCGUAGCCGGUGUGAUGGUUCAGGUGAACAAACUCAUCACUGUGAAAGCGCUGAAAGGUCGCUACGUCGGCGAAAUCGGCGACGUAAUAGUGGCUCGUGUAACAGAUGUUCAGCAGAAGCGCUGGAAGGUGGAUACCAACUCGCGACUGGAUUCGGUUCUGCUGUUGUCCUCGGUCAAUCUUCCUGGUGGUGAACUUCGACGGAGAGGAGUGGAAGACGAGCAGCAAAUGCGCAAAUAUCUUCAAGAGGGCGAUCUUAUUUCCGCCGAAGUGCAAAAUGUCCACUCGGAUGGGGUGUUGUCGUUGCACACCAGGAGUUUGAAAUACGGCAAACUGGGACAGGGAAUCCUGGUUAAGGUGUUCCCUUCUUUGAUCAAACGCCGGAAGACCCAUUUCCAUAACCUACCUUGCGGAGCUUCAGUCAUUCUGGGAAACAAUGGCUUUAUCUGGAUAUCGCCAAUUGUUAAUACGGAAGGCGAAGAGGGAGGCGGCUUCACACAAAAUCUGGAAGAAUCAAUUUCCAAACAGGAUCGCGAGGUCAUUUCACGAUUGCGGAACUGUAUUCUGGCGUUGGCUAACUGUAAAAUGUUGCUGUACGACACCAGUAUACUGUAUGCCUAUGAGGAAUCGCUCAAGUACGAAGUGCACGAGCUGCUGCAUCAGGAAGCAAUGUUCGAUAUUGCCUUUUUAACACAGCAUAAGUUGAGGUUGCAGGAGUAAAUUACAUAUACUGUCUUUACAAAUAAAUACUUUACUAAUUAGA